Cladocopium goreaui is the source of this 2475-nucleotide messenger RNA. NCBI's taxonomy places the organism in Eukaryota, Dinophyceae, Suessiales, Symbiodiniaceae. The record is from the annotation of a GenBank genome assembly.
AUGACCAAGGUGCCACUUUCUGUUUGUGGAGGCCAGGAAGAAGUGACAUUGCUGCUCCCGCUCCAGCGCAUUGCCCCCGCCGACAGAACCCUACUCGCAGUUGGAGCAGGGCCGUGUUCUUGUAGUGUUGGACAGCAGCCACACGUUUUUUCUGUCAUUCGUUCCACUGGCAACGUCUCCUUCACCAUCAAAGCAGAGGAUUUGAGCAAGAAACUUGUAACAGAAGUGACUGUCAAGUUGGACAGCCCAGAGACUGCAAAGGCCAUCGCCACUGAUGCAGCACAGGCUAAUGACAGCAGCAACAGCACUGUACCUGCAACGCCUUCAAGCUCCACAAAUUCGCCAAGUGCUGAAACUCAAUCUGCCAAUGGAACAGGCCUGAAAGGCAAUGAUUCCGCUGCAAACAAACCGGACGACAUCCCCAAAGGUAGCAACGCAUCCAAGGCUGGCAGCCAAGGUGGCAAGGUACCUGAAGGAGGCAACGCGCCCCAAGGGGGGAAUGAGCCUGAAAAAGCCAACGCAUCGCAAAGAGGCAAUGUUUCUGCAGAGGGCGGCCUGCCUGAUGGAAAGGGCCUCGAGUCGCAAGGUGGCAGCGUGCCUCGCGCAGGCAAUGUGCCUGAGGGGGGCAAUAUGUCCGAAGAGGGCAAUGUGUCUGAAGAGGGCGACGGGAACGAUCGUCAUAGCCCAGACAUUGCAAGAGCCACGAAGGAACCUGCUGCUUUAGAGAAGCCUCAUGCUGACGAGGUUCUCGAGGACGCCUUCGACCACAUGAGUUUUAGUCUCGAAUCUUCCAGGCAGCUCAGUCAGAGGCGUGGAGGAUUUGGACGACGAGGAGGAUUCACCCCGUCUCGACGCAGAUCAUUCAGCCCAUCCCGUCGCAGAACAUUCAGCCCCCCGCGUCGCAGAACAUUCAGCCCCCAGCGUCGCAGAACAUUCAGCCCCCCACGUCGCCGAACCUUCCAAUCUCCACGUCGCAGACGAAGUGUGGGUCCAUCAUAUCAGUCACCUCGAAGGAGGGGCUGGCAAAACCGCGCACACCCUGGUCCCCACUACAACUAUCGUCCCCCAGCGGGGUACCAGCAGCGACCCUAUGGAUACCGGACGGACAACUACUACAGACCCCAUCAAGGAAAUGGUGCGAAGAUCGCCAUGGCUGGCGCAGCUGGCUUUGUUGGCGGAGCUGCGGUGGGACACAUGGUCUCCAGCAGCAGGUACAGCCGAUGGAAUACAAUGACCUAUGGACGCAGGAAUGGGCAAAAUCAAAGCCGUUUGGGCAAAGAAUGUCAUUUCCAAGACUUCACGGGCGAUUGUAGCACCUGCUUCAAGCGCUUUGGAGCUGAAAACUGCAGGGUCAACUAUGACUACCCAGAGGCUGCAAGCCGUGAUGAUCUCAUGGCCACUGCCUUCCUUCCCAGGGACUAUUCACGUGCUUUGCGUGUAACGUUGACAAAGAUCGCCGGUCCUGAUCUUGCAAAGGAGCGGAUCUGUCCUCCAGAUGGGUGGCAUUGGGAUCCAAAGCUGAGCAACUACACCGGGAAGUGGGUGCCUCCGGACAAGCAGGAUAUUUUCAUCACCUUGACGAAAGUAGAGAAAGAGGUUCAAGCACCGGCACCGUCACCGCCCGACAAGCCGAGACAGAGACCCGCACGCUCUGGAAAGGAUGCCAUGAUGAAAACUUUGUACAUUUUUUUCGCAAUUGCGAGCAUCAUUCUACUUGUUUGCUUGUGUUGCUGCUGCGGCGGCAACAAGUCAGCUCAGCCCCAGAGCGGACCAAAUGAAAUGGAGAUGGAGGGCUUUUCCAGCAGACCGAUGGCUCGGUUUUCUGCUCCUGUACCGGGCAUGGCAGCGCCUGUCGGAAUGCAGCCUCCUAUGUUCGCAGGGAGUGCGGCUGUACCGGGCAUGGCAGCGCCUGUCGGAAUGCAGCCUCCUAUGUUCGCAGGGAGUGCGGCUGUGACUGCAAGUGCAGUGGGCACUCGAGGAACAGCCACUGCCGCUGGUUUGGCCCCAAAUUCGGUGAGGACAUGCCCGCAUAUGCAUCCUUUGCGAGCGGAGUUGAAUCAAUCGCAUGAGACCAACUGUGAUGAGUGCCACAAGGAGCAAGACUACGGGCAUCAGGUUUACCGUUGCGAUCCGUGCGACUUCGACGUUUGCUCAAGGUGCAUUCAACUCACAAGCUUCAUAGAUGAGCCUGCCUACGAAGGAACAACGAGCUGGAAGAAUUUUCUGGUUAACGAGCCCAUCGUGGAUUCUCAGGGCUUGUUAGCUGGGCCUUGGGGUGAUGCGCUCCGAGCUGCUGUGCUCUAUGAGGUGCGUCAGCCAUCGUGGCCACAAGAAGAGCGCUUUUUAGAAGACCGAAAUGGACCAGCUGGCCAAGUCAUUGCGUUCUUGGAAGCAAAGGGAUUUGGAAUGUUUGAAGCUACAGCGGAGCAUAUGGAGGAUGUUUUGAGGGAAAAUCCACACAUGCUAAGAGGCUGA